This is a messenger RNA of Aspergillus pseudoviridinutans, 1059 nucleotides long. RefSeq lists its product as uncharacterized. NCBI's taxonomy places the organism in Eukaryota, Fungi, Ascomycota, Eurotiomycetes, Eurotiales, Aspergillaceae. The record is from RefSeq and is a predicted model, not a curated record. The transcript has a single exon. The coding region runs from base 1 to 1059 and encodes 352 amino acids.
AUGAUCGUGCCAAAAAGGCUGCCCACCGCAAACAAGACAUACUACAAAGCCUCAAAAGCGGAAACGUCAGAGUUCAGAGACGAAUCACGCACUUUCAACUUCUUCAGGUACAGCCUUCCUCGUCUCCAAGGUGCCGUUUUUAAAAUUCUGCCCGAGCUGGUUAGGAGGACUGAGUACGCAGAAUCUUGUCCACAGAAUCAAGCAAGAUACGAAGACGAGAUCCUGCGGCUGGAUUCUGAAUUGCAAAAUACUCUGCAACUCCGUGAAUUCAUCAGCGACCUAAACGCCGAAAUGUGCAAGCUCGAGGGGGCUCUAAACAAAUUCGUUGUUGGACAAAUUCCACCUCGAUCAGCGGCCGAUGUCUUCCCCCUAAUCAAGGUCAUUUCGCCGGAUUCGGCAAGCAUUUGGUACGACAAUGUAGGGAUUCUCAGCCCGGCAGUGGUGAACUGCUCGCCCUUUGAAGAGGAAAUGACCAAGGAUAAUGUCGAGCACCAUCUGCAACCCGGAGACAAAUCAUUUCCGCCAACUACGUCCGUUUCAACCAGUCCAGGUAGGAUCUACAAUAUCAGCAAGUCAUGGAGCUUCUCUACCAGAGAAAAAUGCUAUGUCUACAUUAUAGACCCUGCUUUACUUCAGGCGUCUGGUGUCGCGUGCCGCUGCACCCCGGAUCUCGUCAAAGAACUUGGAAUUACUACAUACUCCCUGAGCAACCAGGACGGAGUGCACUACGUCACCCCGAGUCACCAUAUUUGCCAUCCAUAUAUUCCAGCCGAAGCUAUAAUCAUGAGUAUGUGCCUGGACCUAUUCUUCUUGUUCCUGGAGGACACCGGAAUUAUAGGUAGUACGACUUCAAAAGCCAGAACUCUGUUGGAUACCUCCUGCACCGAAAAGAGUUCAGUCCAAGACUACCUUGACUUUGCUGAGAGUCACAAUCACGCUUCUGCGAGCUCUAUGGUGAAAUUGGGGCCCGCAGUAAAUGCGUUUCUUUCCUACCAGGAGCCCGUCUCCGAUGAAUCUGUCGAAUGUCUAGUGACAGAGACGUCAGCCCUUCAAAUAUAG